AGCUCGGGCCCCGUAGCCAUCAUGAAUGACACAGUAACGAUCCCAACCAGGAGGUCCAUGACUAACCGUCUGCUUCAGAGGAAACAGAUGGUGAUCGACGUCCUUCACCCGGGGAAGGCAGCAGUACCAAAGACUGAAAUUCGGGAGAAGCUAGCCAAAAUGUACAAAACCACACCAGAUGUCAUCUCUGUGUUCGCAUUCAGGACCCACUUUGUUUGCGGCAAAACAGCUGGCUUGGGCAUGAUCUAUGAUUCUCUAGAUUAUGCUAAGAAGAAGGAGCCCAGACACAGACUGGCAAAACACAGCCUCUAUGAGAAGAAGAUCUCCCGGGAACAGCGGAAGGAGCGCGAGAACAGAAUGAAGAAGGUCAGGGGCACGGCAAAGGCCAGCGCUGGUGCUGGGCAAAAGCCAAAGGAGUAGAUCUGCGGUGAUUUGAUCUGCGGUGAUUUGAUCUGCGGUGAUUUGAUCUGCGGUUGAUGGGCAGACAGUUUCAGAGAGAACAAAUAAA
Peromyscus leucopus (white-footed mouse) is the source of this 508-nucleotide messenger RNA. RefSeq names its product 40S ribosomal protein S24-like. Gene Ontology annotation, cellular component: ribosome. Gene Ontology annotation, biological process: translation. The coding region runs from base 22 to 420 and encodes 132 amino acids. Gene Ontology annotation, molecular function: structural constituent of ribosome. The transcript has a single exon. The record is from RefSeq and is a predicted model, not a curated record. Lineage: Eukaryota; Metazoa; Chordata; Mammalia; Rodentia; Cricetidae.